This is a messenger RNA of Suricata suricatta (meerkat), 2273 nucleotides long. RefSeq names its product arrestin domain containing 1 (gene ARRDC1). Gene Ontology annotation, biological process: protein transport. The record is from RefSeq and is a predicted model, not a curated record. The transcript is spliced from 8 exons. Gene Ontology annotation, molecular function: ubiquitin-like ligase-substrate adaptor activity; ubiquitin protein ligase binding. The coding region runs from base 39 to 1334 and encodes 431 amino acids. Lineage: Eukaryota; Metazoa; Chordata; Mammalia; Carnivora; Herpestidae. Gene Ontology annotation, cellular component: cytoplasm.
GGGGUGUCAGUGCGCGGCCGCCCGGCCAGGGCGGCGGCAUGGGGCGGGUACAGCUUUUCGAGGUCUGCCUGAGCCACGGCCGCGUCGUCUACAGCCCUGGAGAGCCGCUGGCGGGGACCGUGCGCGUGCGUCUGGGGGCGCCGCUCCCUUUCCGAGCCAUCCGAGUGACCUGCACGGGUGUCUGCAGGGUGUCCAACAAGGCCAAUGAUGCAGCGUGGGUAGCGGAGGAGGGCUACUUCAACAGUGCGCUGUCGCUGGCUGACAAGGGAACCCUGCCCGCUGGAGAGCACAACUUCCCCUUUCAGUUCCUGCUUCCUGCCACAGCGCCAACGUCCUUUGAGGGACCUUUUGGGAAGAUUGUGCACCAGGUGCGGGCCACCAUCGACACACCACGUUUUUCCAAGGAUCACCAAUGCAGCCGAGUGUUCUAUAUCUUGAGCCCCCUGAACCUGAACAGCAUCCCAGACAUCGAGCAACCCAAUGUGGCUUCCACCACCAAGAAGUUCUCCUACAAGCUGGUGAAGACGGGCAGCGUGGUCCUCGCUGCCAGCACCGACCUCCGCGGCUACGUGGUGGGGCAGGUGUUACGGCUGCAGGCGGACAUCGAGAACCAGUCAGGCAAGGACACCAGCCCUGUGGUAGCCAGUCUGCUGCAGAAAGUGUCCUACAAGGCCAAGCGCUGGAUCUAUGACGUGCGGACCAUCGCAGAGGUAGAGGGUGCGGGUGUCAAGGCCUGGAGGCGGGCGCAGUGGCAAGAGCAGAUCCUGGUGCCCGCCCUGCCCCAGUCAGCCCUGCCAGGCUGCAGCCUCAUCCACGUGGACUACUACUUGCAGGUCUCCCUGAAGGUGCCUGAAGCCACCGUGACCCUUCCUGUCUUCAUCGGCAAUAUUGCUGUGAACCACGCCCCGCUGAGCCCCCGGCCAGGCCCAGGCGUGCCUCCUGGGGCCUCAAUCCCGGUGGUGCCCUCUGCACCGCCCCAGGAGGAGGCGGAGGCCGCGGCCAGCAGCCCCCACUUUGCAGACGCAGUCUCCCUCUCCACGAAGAGCCACUCACAACAACAGUCGCUACCUGCCACCUUUGGCUCUGUGCCUACUGCCCCUGAACCCCGCCCUCAGGAUGGCAGCCCCGCUCCCCACCCAUUGCCCCCUCCCUUGUGCAUCUCCACAGGUGCCACUGUCCCCUACUUUGCAGAAGGUUCAGGAGGGCCAGUGCCUACCACCAGUACCUUGAUCCUGCCCCCAGAAUACAGCUCAUGGGGCUAUCCCUAUGAGGCCCCGCCAUCCUAUGAGCAGAGCUGUGGUGGUGCAGAUCCCAGCCUGAUGCCCGGGAGCUGACCUUGUACUGCCUUUUCCGGGCCGGCUGACCUCUGCCCUGGGACCGGGCGCCCAGGGUCUCGUGCCUUUGCUCCUGGCCUGGCCCGGUGCACUCAGGACCUGCUGCUGCCCGGCAGUUCCUCGCAGGCUCUGCCUCGAGACCAGCCUCACCCCUGGGCCUGGGCCUAGAGAGAUGCGGUGUAAAUAAAGUGCUUCAUUUGUAGAGCUGGGCACAGGCCGGCCUCUCGGGCGCCCUCCUCCUGCCCGGUGUGCGGUGGCCUAGCCCUGGGGGCCCUUCCUGGCCACUUGCCCUCCUCCUGGCUCUGCCCCUCCAGGCGUGCACCUUCCCGGCCUUGCUCCCCUCUUUGGUUCUGGCCUCUCCGUCCCCUCCUGGGCAGACAUGUGCCCCUCUCCUUGGUUAUGGGCCCCUCCUUCCCAGUGCCUAGGGCUGGAAGACAGGCUGCGGGGACCAACCAGUGUGGCCUGGUUAACUUCAACUUGGGCCAGGCUGGCCUUUGCUUUUAUGGUUCUGUUUAAGGAUGCGCCCCUUGGAGCUGGGCUUGCAUGUCUGGAGCCUUGGCAUUAAUUUAAAAUGUAUUUGUGACAUGGGGAGACCAUCCCUGUUCUGUUUUAUUGACACAAACCUUGGACUUGCCUGUCCAGCUCCCAUCAUUCCAGGGGGAGCAGUUCAGAUCCCCUUCAUCAGAGAAAACCCCUUGGGGGGUGAGGAGGGGGGCUUGCCCAGGCCCCGCCUCUUGUACUAGUCCCGCAUCCUUGGCCUCAAGUCUCAAGUCCCUGCUGUCAUCACUGCUACUCUGGCUGUGAGGGAAACCGUUGCUCACCUCCCAUCCCAAGUGUGAACACACAAGGUCACGCCUGCUCCUGAGGGCCCAUUCAAAUGCCUGUUGUUUAGGAUCCAAGGAGCCCAAAAACAAAUAAAGACCCGGUUUGGCAGAGCAA